UCUCCUCCCUCCAUUCCUCUCCCCCUCUGUGCUGGUCCUAUUCUUGAGGACUUGCUUGUGAAACGGGAGAGAUAAACAGACAUUGAGCGCAGAGGAAAGGACACGGGGAGAGAUAGUGUGUUAGAAUUUUAGGAAAUACCUCCCUCCCCUUUCCCCUGUCUAUCUCUCCAUCUUCAUCCCUUGUCUCUUCUUUUAAUGGAUAGAAAUUAUCCUGGCACAGGAUUCGGUGAUCUGGGCGCUGGAACGGGAUGGAGUUACGAGAGAUCGGCGAAGGCAAGUUUGGUUUAUGGGAGCUCCAGAUCCUCCCAUCCAGACUCAGAACUCCUCCAUCGUCAACCUUAUGCUACACCACACCCCCUGCAAGGAUAUGCAACAAAUCAUCAUCCAGGCACUUCUGGACAGGGCGGGGCAUGGGGCGCAGGAAGGAGCUUAGGGCUUUCAGGUCUGUUUGAUACUGGACUACAUCAUGCCAGUCCUUCAGGACCAGACGCUUCAGUUAUGAACUUGAUCUCUGCUUUGGAAUCCCGAGGGGCUCAGCCACCACCUUCUGCCUCUUCCCUUCUCUCCCAAUUUCGCACCCCCUCUUGGCAAACCGCAAUGCAUACCCCAGCCCCUGCAGAGCUAUUCAUUUCUGGUGCACUACCUGGCUCUGGCUCAUUUCCCUCUUCCUCUGCUCUGUCGGCAUAUCAGCACCCUGCAUCCUUCUCAGGGCGCUCCUUCCCUGGAGUGGCCCCAUCAUUAUCUCUGCAGGACACGCCUACCUUCAGUCCUACUUCCAAUGGUCUUCUGUCACCCCAUGAUCCUUUGCUGCACAUUAAAACACCCUCCCAAUCAAGCCUUGGCUUUGACCGUCUUCUGUCUUCACAGAGUGGGAAUGCUUCAUAUAGAGGGCCACAAGAACCUACUAGUGCUCCUCCACCCCAAGCAUCUGCAUCCUCAUCAUCACGCCAUUUACCCCCCCAGUUUAAUUUGCUGUCCUCACAGCUGCAGGACCAGUCAUCUCAACUCUACAAUUCCUCUGUAUUUUCUUCUGCACCCCCUCAACCACAGUCCCAGGAAAGAGCAAUCCCCAGACAAGAUAGUGUGAUAAAGCACUACCAGAGACCUUCUCCUGGACAGUCUCAACUUUCCUCUUCCACACCUCAUCCUCUUCAACACUAUCUUAGUUGUGGUGCAUCGGGAUACCAGCAGAUACCCCAUCAUCGUCAUGGAUCUGCCAUAAACUGUAGUCCACUGGGUGAGCAGAGUCCAUCAUCUGACCCCAAGCCCUCACCUCGAUCAGAGCAAAUUUACCGGCCAAUUAUCCAACCUCCAUAUACCACUUCUUCAGUAUCCUCCUCAGCUAGUUCGGGUGGUGGUAUUGGGAAAACAGGGAAAAGCUCCAGCUCAAGUAGCGGCUACUCUUCUUCGGGCUCCUCCUCAUCUCGAACACCCCACACCCCUCCAUCUGCUUCAUCCACCACUUCUUCUUCCUCCUCAGCCUCUAAUCCCAAUGCCUCAUCCAGUACCUCCUCUGCACCUUCAAGGCAGCAACCACCACCUCAGUCAGCACCGCAACCCCCUCCUCCACCACCCCCCACAGUGUCAUCCUCUGUUACACAGCAGCAGCCACCAAAACCUUGCCUGUCUACAUAUGGCUCUCCUGUUGCUCCUGUCAAACCAACCCCUGGCCUUCCUGGUCAGACCCCACCACAACAACAGUCAUAUUCACCAAGUCAGCCACCCCCCUCUCACCUGCCCCAGCCAUAUGGAGGAUUUAGUUCUCCACAGGCCCAAGAUCUUGGUUCCAGUCUUGGAGGAUCUGGAAAAGCUUAUGGAAGUCUUGGAACAACAGGGCGUUCAUUUUCAGCAGAGGUUGUCUAUGGCUCUGAUUCGGGAUAUGGUUCUUUACCACCAUCUCUUGGAGGGGCAGGAAGUCCUUCAAUGAGCUAUGGUGGCACAGGACAUUCACCUGCCCUGAUGGUGUCUGGAGGUGGUACUGGUACAACAGGUAGUACCACUGGUUCAGGAGCAGGGAGUUCAGGAAGUGUGGGAGUUGGGUCAGUUAGUGGUAGUGUAGGAAGUGGUGCAGGAUCAUACCACCUCCCAGAUUCCAGCCCUUCACCCUCAAGUAAUUCUGGAAUAAUUCGCCCGAGUCUGCACUCCCCUGUGCCAACUCGACCUGCACAAUCACCUGGAGGGAAUGGGGGCAGCAAAUACCUAUCGUCAGUCCUCUCCCCAGCAUUCUUGGCUUCUCCACAAGGUUACUCGGACUCAAGGGUGCCUCCUCAGCAAACACAGUCUUAUCACACAACACCACCAAAAUCAAAGUCUGAUUCUGAUAUGCUUGGUGUAGAAAGAUCUCAAGAGGAGGAUGAAGAAGAUGAGGAAGAUUUUUUGAUUCAACAAUUAUUACACUCCCAGAGUCCAGGACCCAAUUCCUCCCAACAUCAUUCUCAACAAGCUCAGCAAGUAGCUUCACAACAACCACAGCCCCAAUCCAUUUCCCAGAGUAGAGAUGGAGGAAAGUCACUCUCUGCUUAUGAACUAAAUAAGGCAUCUGAAGAACGUUAUCAUUUACAAAGUGUCAUUCGGACUAAUAAUACAACCAACAGUGCAUCUACAGUUACUGCUGGCUCUUGUGGCCAAGGCACAGGUUUAGAGAACCAGUUAGAGAUGUCUCUGAAAAAGCAGCAGCAAACUAAAGCUGAUAGAGUCCUGUCUGGAGCUGGUACAAAUGGAGGUCGAGGUGCAAUUGAUUCUUUGUCACACGCUCAUUCUCAUGGUCAACAUGACUCUCUUAGUUCAGUGGUCCACUAUGGCAGAGGAGACCAUUACACUCAUCAAACACAUCAACAUCACCCUACACACCCAUCACACUCCCAACACCCUCAGCAUUCGCAGCACCCUCAUCCACAUUCAAUGUCCCACUCACAUAUGGAUCUUAAGAAAGCUCAGGAUCCUUCAGAAUUACCAUACCUGCGAAAGACUCCAGACUUACAGCAGCGACAGACCCAGUCCACCAUUGGACUAAUGGAUUCUCCACCUGACCCAUCUCAGCAAACCUCCCAAGCUCACCUUCUCCAAUCUGUACUUUCGCAUACCACUCGAAACAAAAUGGACAACCAACAGGCUUCUACACAACAACAACAACAACACCCAAUGAGUCAGCAGGCCAUGAUUGGACAAACAGGGGGAUUGGGAAAUAGUGGCCCUGGAGGAGUAGACACUCAGCCACAGGCUUCUCAACUUCAACUCCAGCUGCAGUCCCAAACUAUGGAGGUUCAUUAUGGACGUGAGGCUCAGCGAAACCAAAGCCAGUCAAGUCAAAAUUCUGUUUCACCACUAGACAUGCUAGAGAGAUCUUUAUCCAGGACAAAUAGUCGGGAAGGGACAGCGCCUUCUGAUAGAGUUGGCACAGGGGAUGGGAGCAAUGCUGAUCAUCACAGACAACAACAGCAUCGGAUGUCCUCACAUCACCAGUCCCACCAUUCUCAACAACCAGCAGCAGAGCUUCAUGACUUCUUGUCUGAGCCUGAUGUGAGCAUGUCAGCCCCUUCUCAUUUGCACCAUAUGACCUCACACCAUCCACCUCCUCAUGCCCAUCAUCAGCCACAGACACAUUCUCACCAUCAUAACCCUCACCAGCACCCUCACCACAUGCAACCUUCUUCUGGACCUCCACAGCCCCAAUCACAAACCAGGGAACAAGAACCACAGCUCUCACAGCCACAGCUGGAUCAGCUUAAAGAGCAUCAAUAUGACACUGGUAGUCCUGUGGGGAAAACAUCUCAGAACCAGAAUCAGACCCAAGAGCAGCAACAGCGGUUUGUGCCAUUGACAUCUAUUUGUUUUCCAGAUUCUCUUCUCCAAGAUGAGGAUCGGUCCUUUUUUCCAGGAAUGGAAGAUAUGUUCUGCUCUGAAGAUUACAAGGCAAGUUGUGCUGGGGGAGGUGGAAGUGCAGGACAAGGAGGUCAGGAUGGUGUUUCAGAGGCACGUGGAUCAGUACCAGAUGGAAUGGAUGUUGUUAAAAAUACAGGUGGCGGAGGUGCAUAUGACAUGAUGGGUCACCAUGGUGAUCAGGGGUAUGGGCAGUACUGCCACAGUUUGUCUGAAUCCGGCAAUGGUACUAUGCACUUAGAUCUUGACCCCUUAAAAUCUCAUGAACUCCCAUCUACUGUAAACACAGAACAGUUGGGCUUAAUCCAGUCUCAGGGCCCAGGCCUUGGGAUGGGCAGCACGGGACAAGUUAUGGAUGGAACUGGAAACAAAAUGAUGGGCAAUGUGGGUGUUGGUAGUGGUCCUGGAACAGGGGGGCUCUCCUCCCCAAUCUUUUGCUCCUCUAGACCUAAAAAACUUUUAAAAACAAGCUCAUUUCAUCUCCUAAAACAGCGAAAAGACCCCAAUGCCCAAUCACAGGUUAAAAAGAACUAUGCUCAAGAAUAUGAGUUUGAAGAUGAUGAGGACAAAGCAAAUGUUCCUGCUGAUAUUCGCUUAAACAGUAGACGUCUCCCAGAUCUGCUUCCUGAUCUUGUUUCCAGUUGCAGAAAGUCUGGAAGUGGUUCAGGAGUUGGGAGUUUAAGUCCUUUAAUCAGUGAUUUAGACUUUUGCCACCCCUCAGGAUACCCAUCCCUUAGACCUCCUCCACAGAUGCUCCCACAAGAUGGCCCAAAGAAGAGGGGGAGAAAACCCACCAAACCUAAACGUGAAGGUCCACCAAGACCCAGGGGUAGGCCACGUAUUAGGCCUCUUCCUGAGCCACCAUAUUGCAGAAAUAUGUUGGGGCCUGGGGGAGAAAGUAGAAGGGGACGUGGUCGAGGAAGAGGACGCGGAAGAAAGGAUGAUCAAAUGCUGGAUAUGCACAGAGACAUGAAUAAGGGGCAGAACUACCAUCAACAAGCACCUCAACUUCAUCAUCAACCACAGUUACAACAGCACAUGCACCACCAUCUACAACAACAACAACAGCAGCACCAACCACAACAUAUGCACCAACAGCAGCACCUACAUGUACAACAACAACUUCAUCAUCAACAGCAGCACCACCAACAGCUUGCACAGCAUCAGCCUCAGCAACAAUACCAGGAACCCAUCAAGCCAAUCAAAAUUAAGCUCCCUAUUCCUUCCAUGCCCUCAUCUGAUUCCCUCUUGAGGACAGACUCCAUGUCCAGCACAGAUCCAGUAUUGUCUGAUGGUUCGGUAGGAUCUGCACCAUCUCUUGGUUUGAGCCCAGGGCCCACUAACAGCGUGGAGCUAAACAGAAUCGACAUGAACAGAAAUGAUAUGGGAUGUGGUCAGGAAAAAAUGAAGCAGAAAGCCCAAGAGCAGAUGUCCUGGGAGGGAGACAUGGAUGACCAAAUGACCCCCGAGGCCUGGGCUACCAUGCAGAAGCUCUCCAGCUCAACGGAUGAGAAAUCUUCAGAGCUGAAAUCGGGUUUCAUAACCUCCUUUCUGGAUUUCUUAAAAACGGGGAAGAAGCCAGGCACUGAAGCUCCACCUGUAGAUGGGUGCACGUCCACGGAUUCCUCUUCCAUAAAGGGAGGCAUUCGCCCAUUAUCGCCACAACCACCCCCUCCUCCACCUCCUCACUUUGGAGAGAAUGAAGGUGAUGGAAGCCUGGGUCUCAGUAACUGUCCAUCACCCUGUAAAAGACUUGACGAGGAGCUCAAGAGGAACCUAGAGACCCUGCCGUCCUUCUCCUCAGACGAGGAGGAUUCUGUUAGUAAAAACCAGGACCUGCAGAAGAGCAUCUCGUCAGCCAUUUCUGCCCUCUAUGACACUCCUCACAGCCUCGCUGCCAUUCCUCCUCCACCUACACCAUCACCACCCACUCCACAGACGGUCUCUCUAAACACCCCCCCACCACCCUCAGAUCCAGAGUCUAUCCUGCACGUUCAUGCUGAACCAGAGCCUGACAUACACGCGUCACAGCAGCUGGAAACACACACAAGGCCCAAUCCCCAGGAGGAGGCACACAUUCCAGGUGAGGACGAGGAACAGGAAGAGCCUGUACAGGAGACGCAUGAUGAAAUACAGCAGAAAGACGACACACAGAGCGAGUGUGAGGAGGAAGGAGAUGAGCUUGAAGAAGACAGAAGUGAAAAGGAUGGAGCAGAUCCGAUAAGGACAGAAGAGAGCAAGCAGGAAGAGGAGGAGGAGGAGGAGGAUGAACCUGCGUAUGAAAUGCUGGAUGCUCUUAAGGCUGCUGAGAGGUCUCCGUUGGAGUCACCUCCUGCUCCCCCUUCUCCUCCAUCUCUUUCCCCCUCUCCCCCAACCUCUUCCUCGCCAUCUCCUCUUCCUCCUCCACCUCUCUCUCUCCCCUCCCCUCUGCCAUCUCAAGAAGAGGAGGAGAAUAUACAGCAACAGCCGCAACAGCCGCCGCUGCACAAUUCCCUCCCUCCCAGUCCUUCUCCACCUGCUCUCCCUUCUCCCUCCCCGCCUCCACCCACGCUGCCCCCCUCCGCCACACCACCACCAUCCCCCUCUCCACCUCCUCCCGAAGAGCUGCCCCAGCCCUCCCCAGAAUCACCCCCCACCCCCGAAGAUGCCCCGACGCCUCAGAUCACGUCACUGCACCUGGCUAAGAAACAGUCCAACGCGGCCAUUGCUGGAGAGAGUGAGGAUGAUGACAGCGAGAGUGGGGGGGAGGGGAUCUUCAGAGAGCGGGAUGAAUUUGUGGUGCGCACAGAAGAUAUUGGUGCACUCAAGUUGGCGCUGCAGACCGGGCGAGAGCCUCCUCCUAUCUGGAGGGUCCAGAAAGCUCUGCUGCAGAAGUUUGCUCCUGAAAUCAAGGAUGGACAGCGGCAGUUUUGUGCUACCAGUAAUUAUUUGGGCUACUUCGGAGAUGCAAAGAUGCGCUAUCAGCGUUUAUAUGUCAAGUUCCUGGAGAAUGUGAACAAAAAGGAUUACGUUCGAGUAUGCUCGCGGAAACCUUGGCAUCGGCCCAGUCUCACACUGAGGCGCCAGUCGCUCCCUAAACCACAACCUGUACGGAGCCUGACUCCACCUCGCAUGGAACGAGACGAUCGAGAGAAGGAGAGAGAAAGACAACGGGAGAAAGAGCAACGGGAGCAAAGAGAAAAGGAAAAGGAGAGAGAAAGAGAAAAGGAACGGGAACGAGAGAGGGAGCAGAUCGAGAAAUCUCGCCGAGAAAAGGAGAAGGAGAAAGAGAGGGAGCGAGAGCUAGAAAAGCAGAAAGAGAGGGAGAAACAAAAAGAAAGGGAAAAGGAGAAGGAAAGAGAAAAACAACGAGAGAGAGAAAGGGAAAAGGAAAAACAAAGGGAGAAGGAAAGAGAAAGGGAAAGACAGAGAGAGAAGGAAAGGGAAAAACAACGAGAGAAGGAGAAGGAGAAAGAGCGAGAGAAGGAAAAGAAACUCCAACAGAGACAGACUCAAGAGAAGCUGGACAGGAGACCGGCCUUGGUGGAGCGCGGGAGGGUCAAAGAGGACAAGAAAGUUGGAGAGAAGCGUGCUGACAGGACGAGAAGCAGGCCUGUCAAAGUAAAGGCAGAACCUCCACCCAAAAAGAGGAAGAAGUGGCUGAAAGAAGUGCCCUCUUCUUCAGAUUCAGACUCUUCGCCUGAGCCGCCCAGUGAUGAUGAAGUAUCCACACGCAGUGGGAUGAACAGUCGGGCCAUGAGAGAGAUGUUUCGCAGUUAUGUGGAGAUGCUGGUCAGCACCGCUUUGGACCCUGACAUGAUCCAGGCUCUGGAGGACACCAACGAUGAGCUUUAUCUCCCACCCAUGCGGAAGAUUGACAGCAUCCUCAACGAACAGAAACGGAGGCUGUUGAGAAGGCUCAACAUAAGUGUCCAGCAUCAGGAAGCACUGCACAUGUUCCCUCAGAUGACCGCAGACCCCCUGGACUCUGGAGCGGUGAAAGUGCAUCUGGGUGGGGAAGGUUAUAACCGGAAAACUCUCAACAGAGUCAAAAGGAGCCUUCCCAAACAGCAGGACCUGAAGCUGUCGACAGAGACAUGUCGAAAAUACAGUCUCUAUCACUCGCUUCAUCACUACAAAUAUCACACCUUUCUGCACUGUAAAAAGGAGACGGACAGCAUUGAACAGGCAGCAGAGGAGGAUCCAGGUCAGGAGGAGGUGGUUCAGCAGUGCAUGGCCAACCAGGGCUGGCUGGAGACUCUGUUCAAUUCCUUUAUUGAACUGCUGACGCUUAGCACCAAGGCUUAAGAUUCAGCUGUCCACGAUCCAAACACGUCCUGUUUGGAGAGAGGAGAAACUGCGUCCUCUCAGAUGAAGCCGCUGCACCUCCAGGUUGCAGGAAAAUGAGAUUUUCCUUUGCAGAAUGUGAAAGAGCCAGUGGCGGUUUAAGCUGUUGCAUUUUAACAUGAAAUGUUUUUUGUAAAGCCUUCAUUCCUCUCUCUUUCAUUAUGUGUCAGCUCCCUGCGACUGGAGCCACAGGGAGACGGUAUGAAAACAACAACAACGACGACGACAACAAAAAAAAAAGCAAAUGUGUAAAGACAGUUGUCUGCACAGAGACAAAUAACGAUAGUGCCAAAGGGAACAGGGUUGAAAACCUCACUGGUCAGCAGUGGUUUGGCAGAGGUGAGCUUUGAAUGCUAUGUUCCACGCACACUCUUCUAUAUAAAUAUGUAUUAUGAACAAUUAUGAUUUGUAUUAUUUAUACAUGGACAUUUAUACAUGGUUACCUCCCAGAGCUGGGACAGUUUGCUGUUAUUAUUUUGAAUAAUAAUGCUCAUGUUUUAUGAGGGUGUACAUGAAAUGAGCCACCCAUAGACCCCCAAACGUCCUGUCCCCUCAACUGAAGGACAAGGCGGGCAGGAUGUGGACUAAAGAAGCGGGGUCAAAGCAGUGUGUAGUUCCUUUUUUGUCAACAACAACAUCAACAACGAAAAAAAAGAAAAUAGAGCAAAAGAAAAAAAACUGUAUUUAAAAUGAAACGUGUUCUUUCUGUUUGUUCUUUAAAAGAAAAUGCGGAAAAAGAGGUGUACGUGUUCGUUUUCUCAAAGAAAACACGACUGUGCAGAGGGAUGUAAUCGAUUUUAAAGUGUGCAAAAUGUCUGUGUUUACUGUUUGUUUUUUUAUCUGUUGGUUGUUUACGAUGAUAAUUAUUAUUAUUAUUAAUAUUAUUUUGGAGGUUUGCUUAUUUCUCUCUUCUGUAAAUAUUGUACAGUUGCUUCAGUCUCUCUCUACCCGUCCCUCAUCUGUACAUGAAUCCUCCUGUAUUUGACAAACGCAAAUAAAAGAAAAGAAAAUGA
Molecule: messenger RNA, 9218 nt
Organism: Danio rerio (zebrafish)
Lineage: Eukaryota; Metazoa; Chordata; Actinopteri; Cypriniformes; Danionidae
Source: RefSeq, a predicted model, not a curated record